This is a messenger RNA of Monodelphis domestica (gray short-tailed opossum), 2952 nucleotides long. NCBI's taxonomy places the organism in Eukaryota, Metazoa, Chordata, Mammalia, Didelphimorphia, Didelphidae. The record is from RefSeq and is a predicted model, not a curated record.
UCAGUUUCAGCCAGUCAAGAGUUGACCUGACCAAGGUCUGGCCAAACCCUGUCUUCAAUCUGUUUUUUUUUUUUUUCCAAAAGGUCAGAGGAAACAUCUUCUUCUCUUGUCAGGGUUUAACAUUAGCCACACAAUCACUCCUCUCUUUCUAACAACUUCCAAUCGAGGUAUUUUCAAAAGUUUUUAAAGGAAAAUCCCAGAGAGUUUAGGACAGCCCCUGUCUUGGACCAAGCUCAAUCCAAAGACUGCUCAAAAUCUCCUCAGAGCUCAGAACUUCAGUUGGAAACCCUGGCCUGAGAAUUCCAACAGAUUUUUAUCUCUCAUUCUAAACUGGUUUAAGAUCAUUUGACAGAAUUUUUCUCUCCUGCCACUUAACUUAUCAGAAAACUAUUCCAAAUCCUAUUCAAUAAUAUUCCCAAUAAUCUACAUGUAAAAAUAAAAUUUAAAUCACAUUUUAAAAAAGAAUUAUUGAGAAGGGAAGAAUGUCUUUGCCAGGAACACCCCAUGGUCAGCAUGGUCCAUAGCAUCAUGAAGAGCUGGAUAUGACUUAAUGACUGAACAAAGGCUGAAUAGUUGCAUUGAUCCUAUGGAUCCUGGUAUCACAUUGAGCUGUAUUAGGAAACCUAUGGAAUACAUGCAGGAGGGAGCUGUUUCCUUUCACCUCUCCACAUCCACCCCUCUGUACAGCAGCCCAAUGGAAGAGCUUCCCUCAUCCACUGUCUGGGGGUGUGAAGGUAUAAAAUGUGAAGUAGAUAUAUACUACUGCUUAUUAUACAUGGCAAGUUGUAUGGCAAGAUUUUUGUGUGUAGAGAAACCACAUGAAACUACUAACAAAUGUUGGCUCUCUUGUCCGGAGAGUAUUGAGUGUGCAAAGGUAGAGUGUUACUACGCUGAGGAGCACAACAAUAGCUACCACAGUUUAUGUGCUGCUGGAUGGACUUGCAAAACCUUCCUAUUGAAUAUUAAUGGUUGCGAAGAAAAUGGAUACCAGCAUGGAGCUAUCUGUGAAGAUGGAAUUAAUGAAUACAGGUGUGGGUGUCUUCAAGGAGGUGAUGGAUUCUUCUGCGGAAUAAAGACAAAUAUGUGUGUGUCUGAGACCUGUAAAAAUGGAGCUACCUACAUGUGUUUAAAUGACCAUGUCUUCUGGCAGUGUGACACUGGAUUUAUAGGCAUCCUUUGUGAAAUCAAUAUAAAUGAAUGUCAUCUGUCACCAUGCUUCAUUGAUUCGACUUGUACAGACCUCAUCAAGAGAUACAAAUGCCACUGUCCUCAUGGAUACACUGGUUCUUACUGUGAAUUUGGACCUUGUGAAGCUAGCAAUCCCUGUGAAAAUGGAGCUGUGUGUGUAGAGGAAAUGGAUUUGGACAACUUUCCCCUUGGAUUCAAGUGCCAGUGUGUGAAAGGAUUUGCAGGUCCACAAUGUGAGAUCAAUAUCAACGAGUGCAGCUCUAACCCUUGCCUAAAUGGAUAUUGCUAUGACAUUGUUGAUGGAUUCUCCUGUUUAUGUAAUCCAGGAUAUGCUGGACUACGAUGUGAACAGACUAUUGAUGACUGCAUUACACAUGCUUGUGAAAACAAUUCUACCUGCCAAGAUCUACAUCUCAACUACAAGUGCAUCUGUCUGCCUGGUUGGGAAGGAACAUUUUGUGAUCGUGAAACCAAUGAGUGCAGUAUUGAGCCUUGUGAGAACAAUUCCACCUGUAUCGAUCUUUUCAAUGGAUACCAAUGUGGUUGUACCCCUGGAUGGACUGGACAAAAUUGUAGUGAAGAAAUUAAUGAAUGUGAUGCCAGCCCAUGCAAGAAUGGAGCAAUAUGUCAGGAGUCCACAGUCCCAGGGCAAUUUGUAUGUCUUUGCCCUCCUUUUUUUACUGGCUUCUUUUGCCAACAAAUAUAUAAUCCUUGUGAUAUGGCCUACAACCUUUGUAUAAACAACUCAACAUGUUUGAUUACAGUUGAUGGAAAUAGCAAUUGUGUCUGCCCAAAAGGAUUUGAAGGGGUAUACUGUGAAACUGACACCAAUGAAUGCAUUUCUUUUCCAUGCCAAAACCAUGGGCAUUGUAUGGAUGGAGUCAACAGUUACAGAUGCACUUGCAGCCCUGGAUUUUCUGGAUCCCAAUGUGAAAUUGAAAUUAAUGAGUGCUACUCUACCCCAUGCAAAAAUAAUGGAACAUGUGUGGAUCUUAUAAACAGAUUUUUAUGCACAUGUCCUCCUGGGUACAAUGGAUCCUUCUGUGAGUUGGAAAUAAUUAAAUGUCAAAGUUUACUUUGCCUAAAUGGUGGGAGUUGUAAAAAACACCUUGGAGACUACUAUUGUCUUUGUGCUCCUGGAUUUACAGGCACAAAAUGUGAAGUAAAUAUAAAUGAAUGUUUAUCAGAACCAUGCCUCAAUGAUGGAAUAUGUGCUGAUGGCAUCAGCUAUUACACAUGCUACUGCAAGGAUGGGUUCAUUGGCACUCACUGUGAAACUAAUGCAGAUGCCUGUUUGUCGGAUCCUUGUCUCCAUGGAAGAUGUAUAGAUUUCAUUGAUGGAUAUGAAUGUUCUUGUGAAGCUGGAUGGACAAGCUCAAGAUGUGAGAUCAAUAUAAAUGACUGUGCCUCAGCUCACUGUAUAAAUGGUGGCUCUUGUAAAGAUUUGGUCAAUGGAUUUGUUUGUGUCUGCCCAAGUGGAUUCACUGGUAAAUCCUGUGAAGAGGAUAUUGAUGUUUGUGAGGAUCCUGCAAUGAACUUAGCCUAUUGUUUGAAUGAAGGAAUAUGUGUUGAUGGACCUGGACACAAUUUCUCUUGCAGGUCAGUUUGUUUAUUUAUCUUUGAUAUAGAAAAUAUGCAUUUUAUUCUUAAAGAUCAGAGUGUGGGGAGCUGCAAUGCUGAGAAAAUCUCAGAAAAAUAUACAUGAUAUAAUAUUUUGAAAAAUAAAGUAUGACUAUAAAUCUGUAUAUAUUAUUAUGCUAUGCA